Messenger RNA from Spodoptera litura, 1635 nucleotides. RefSeq lists its product as uncharacterized. Lineage: Eukaryota; Metazoa; Arthropoda; Insecta; Lepidoptera; Noctuidae. The record is from RefSeq and is a predicted model, not a curated record.
AUUACAUCACCAUUUCAUGGCACGCGUUUGACGCAUUUGUUAAAAUUUUCGACUUUUCGUGACAGCACGUCAAUUUCGACAUUUGAUUGAUAAUUUUCUAAAGAUCCAUCAAAUUAGUUUGUUUGAAAGUUGGUUUGGGCGCUAAAUGUUAUUAUUUCGUUGUUUUAACUUUAAUUCUAUGAUGUGAGUGUGUGGUAUCCAUUUUUGGUUGCGUGUGUCUUUAUCCCAUAAUGAGCGCUCUCAAGUGUGUGGUUGAAGGGUGCAAUUUAGAAUAUGAUGUAGUCUGCAGCUUCUCGUUCUACAAUGCCAAUAUAUCGACGGACAAUGAAGCCAAACGGCAGGACUGGAUCGAAGGUGCUAUGCACGAGGAGAGUGAAUGCCUCUGGCGACAUGUCAGCUUGCAACUAUGCGGGUAUCAUUUCGAGCUGGACAACCAGGGCCUUUGGAUCGACUCUCCAAUGCUACCGGAGCUGCUGACCCACCAAGAGAAGACCGCUCCAGUGAUACAGUCGCCAAAUGAUAAGAAACUGGCUGAAAUUAUCCGUAUGGAACACAAUUAUAGCGUGGAGCCCGUCAAAGAAGAUCCCGAGAGUGUCUCCAGACUGAAUGUCAGACAAUUGGUUGAUACAUUGGGUUAUCUGUCACUGAAGAACUUGCAGCGCAAACAGCUGUGGGUCGUGAAGGUGGAGACUGACAAGGCAGAGGCUUCCAUCACGCAGUCAGAACAGGUCAUCACCAAGAUGCCUGACCCGAGGCAGAUUAUUGAGAUAAUCCCUCAAUCAUCAACGUCAACCGCAGCAGAACCGGAGGCCCAGAACUCAGAAGUUUUACAAAUUAUGGAUGACACUACCAUAUCGGACAACUUCAUAUACGAAAUAGCUGAGGAACAGGAAAUCACCAUGGAAGAGGUUAAAGAAAUACCAGCUACAUCAUCUGAAAACCCUGAAUGGACUGUCAACAUACUCCCCGAUGAUACCAAACCAAAAUAUGCUUAUAUUAAACACUGCUCUUCGGGCAAGAAGAAACGUCACUUCACAGCUGACAUGAACGAAAUUACCCUACAAGGCGAUUUUGAAAAUUAUUACAUACUCCCCGACGUCGAUCCGUCUGUAGGAGUCGAGAUAACAACGAGUUAUGAACCUGAAAACUAUAUAGUCGAGGAGUACCAACACCUAGUCCUCGACGAGAGACCGAAGAAGCGUGCCAGCAAAGAUGAUUCUGGGAGAAAAAAGAAGAAGAGGCUCUCAAAUCCUCCCGUGAAAGAGGAACCGACUGAUUGGGUGAUUGAGAACAACAUAGUAUAUGAACAAGAUGAGGAUUUCGAUGAUCCGAAGAAAGUGGCUUCGCGUGUAAGAAGAAAAAAUAAAAAGUACCUCGGGUAUGAUUUUGUUACUUAAUUGUCUUGUUUUAACUUGGCAUUUGACUUUGAAUAUUUAAUUUAGAUUUUGUGACUGGUCAGGCUUAAUUUUAGACCUAAUUUUAAAGAUUUUCUAACUAAAUUAGUCAAUAAUGGGGUCCUACCGUCUUGUCUGGCGUCUGCUCACCUGAAUACGCCGUGAAAUCUAUUUCGUUUCCGUCCCGCGGCCAAACAACUCGCCAUAAGGAGUACUUUCGAUGUAUAAAGUAAAAACAAAA